Messenger RNA from Manis javanica (Malayan pangolin), 3436 nucleotides. RefSeq names its product pleckstrin homology, MyTH4 and FERM domain containing H3 (gene PLEKHH3). Lineage: Eukaryota; Metazoa; Chordata; Mammalia; Pholidota; Manidae. The record is from RefSeq and is a predicted model, not a curated record. Gene Ontology annotation, cellular component: cytoskeleton.
UGGCCGCUCACGGCGCCAGGCACAGGGAUUGGGCAGAGGAGGCUGUGACGAAAACUGGACCCUGCCCUGUAAAGAAGGGAGGAGAGAAAGAAGAGAGAAGGGGGGCCUCUCGCGGAGGGGAGAAGGUUGAGGAGGCGGGGUCCCGGCGCUGUGCUCGCGCCCCUAGCGCGCCAGUCCCGGGGCUGCAGGGAGCGCAGCGCGCGCGGCCCGGGCCCCGGCCACCGGACGCCCUACCGGACACGACCGUCCCUGGAGCUUGGACAACUGCCCACCUCGGACACUGCACCGGACACUGCCCCCCACAGGGCUGGACACUACAACGGACACUACUUCUCAGCUCAGGACAUUGCUCCCUGCUUUCCCCCCUACCCCCGCCACCCGGGCCCUGGACGCUUUCCCCCCUCCCCCUCCGGGGGCCCAGACACUGAGCCCCCCGCAGGCUCUAGCUAACGACCCCUUGCACCCCAAAGCUAGACACUGCCUCCUCCCUGUCCACCUCUCUCUUCCCCUCCUCCCGUCUCCUCUUUCACUCGCUUGCGUCUGAGCCCCGCCAGUUUCCCCGACCCCCUGCAGCUCGGCCCCUGCUGCCCGCACCCCCAUCCCCCGGCUACUCGCCCGGAUGCCUCUUCCCGGGGGAUUGUGGUGGCUGCUCUGCUGCCGUCGAGGCUUUACUCUUCUGCACCGGGACUACGGGGACGGCGAGUUUAGCGGGGACGGGGACGAGGACGAGGACGAGGAGACCUUUGAGCUACGGACCCCGAGUCCAGCGGGCGGCGGGAGGAGGGGCCCCUUGGAUGUGACACUGACUCAGCCUGUGAGGAGCGGACAGGUCUUAGACAGGCUGCAGAGCUGGGAGGAGACGCGGAGCCUCAUCCCAGAGAAGGGGGCGCCGGAGGACGACCCGGACGUUGUCGUGAAAGGUUGGUUGUACCGCGAGCCCCGAGGAGGAGGGGCGCGGCCCUGGCUGCCCCCGCGCCGGGCCUGGUUCGUGCUCACCCGGGACUCCCUGGACCAGUUCAGCAGCAGCGGGAAGGGGGCGCGGCGCCUCGGGAGCCUCGUGCUUACCAGCCUGUGUUCGGUGACUGGCCCGGAGCGCAGGCCUAAGGAAACCGGUCUGUGGUCAGUGACCGUGUCUGGCCGGAAGCACAGCGUCCGGCUUUGCUCCCCGCGUCAGGCCGAGGCGGAGCGCUGGGGCGUGGUGCUGCGCGAAGUGAUAGCCUCCAAGGCGCCGCUGGAGACCCCCACCCAGCUGCUGCUCAGGGACAUUCAGGAGAGUUGUGGGGACCCGGAGGCCAUAGCCCUUAUUUACUGCCGGAACCCGAUUCUGAGGCACACCAGUGGGGCCUUGUAUGCCCCACUCCUGCCCCUGCCCUACGGAGUCAGCGCCCCAGGUCCAGGCUACGCACCCUUGCGCGAGGAGGCGGUGAGGCUGUUCCUGGCGCUGCAGGCGCUGGAGGGGGCGCGGCGCCCCGGGCCCCUGAUGCAGGGUGUGCUCCAGACCUGCCGGGACCUGCCCGCGCUGCGCGACGAACUCUUCCUGCAGCUGGCUAAGCAGACCUCGGGCCCCGCGGGUCCGCCCGGGCCCCCGGCUACCCAAGACCCCGCGGCUCUGCGGUACUGGCAGCUCCUCACCUGCAUGAGCUGCACCUUCCGGCCUGGGGUAGCCGUAAGGGGGCACCUCCUGGGGCAUCUGGAGAGGACUGAGCAGGCGCUCCCGGACUCAGAGCUGGCAGAAUACGCACGUUUCAUCCGGAAAGCGCUGGGCCGAACUAGCGGCCGAGAGCUGGUGCCAUCUCUGGCAGAGAUUUCCGCGCUGAGCCGACGGCAGGAGCUGUUGUGCACCGUACACUGUCCGGGGGCUGGUGCCUGCCCUGUGGCCAUAGAUUCCCACACCACGGCAGGGGAGGUUGCUCGAGAGCUGGUGGGGCGGCUGGGCUUGGCGCGCAGCCGAAACUCAUUCGCGCUGUAUGAGCAGCGAGGGGCCCAGGAGCGAGCCCUGGCUGGGGGCACUCUCGUGGCUGAUGUGCUCACCAGGUUUGAGAAUUUGGCGGCGGAAGAAGUUGGGCUGGAGGACUCGCCGGACUCCGGUUGGAGACUCUGUCUGCGUCUUCACGGACCUCUGCACCCUGAGGGGCUGUCCCCAGACGGUCAUGAACUGCCUUUCCUCUUUGAGCAAGCUCACGCUCUGCUGCUGCGCGGCCGGCCGCCCCCGCCCGACGACACGCUGCGCGCCCUGGCGGCGCUGCGCCUGCAGAGCCUGCACCGGGACUUCUCCCCGCGGGCGCCGCUGCCGCGCCUAGACCGCCUGCUGCCGUCCCCGUCCCCGCCGCGUGAAGGCCCUCCUCGGUCGGUCCCCAGGCCUCCCCGCUCCGCCGCCCUGCUGGCCGGGGCAGUCUGGAGCCCGGGCCUAGCCAAGAGGCGCGUGGAGCGGACCCGGCGCAGCGGGGCCGGCCGAAGGGCGGGAAGCGUGCCUCACGAGGGAGGAGGUGGCGCCGGCACGGCGGCUGCUGUACUGGGCGGCUGGAAGCGGCUACGCGGCAUGGGCCGAGCUGAGGCCAUGGCUGCCUACCUGGCUCUGGCGGCGCAGUGUCCAGGGUUCGGCGCUGCUCGGUAUGACGUUCUGGAGCUGAGCACGGAGCCUGGUGGGGGCACUCCACAGAAGCUAUGCCUGGGCCUGGGAGCCAAGGCCAUGUCCCUCUCCCGACCGGGUGAGACAGAGCCCAUCCACAGUGUCAGCUAUGGUCAUGUGGCCGCCUGCCAGCUAAUGGGCCCCCAUACCCUGGCACUGAGGGUAGGAGAGAGCCAGCUCCUCCUGCAGAGCCCCCAGGUAGAAGAGAUCAUGCAACUGGUGAAUGCCUACUUGGCCAACCCCUCCCCUGAGAGGCCCCACAGCAGCCCUCCUCCAUGCCAAGAUCUGCCAGACACCUCCCCUCCCAGGCAGCACCCGGGCCUGGACGAGCCCCAGGGACAGUCUGGCUGCUUGGGGCAGCUGCAGGACUGAGCCUGCCAAGAGGUCAUGACCUCCUUCCUGCCUGGACCUGGAUUGCUCUGAGAUUUAAGAGAACCAUGGACCCUUUCGGCCCUGCAGGGACAGGGCACACCCCACACCCAAAGGCUGCAGUAGGUGCAGACAAUUUUCUAGUUUGUUUCUUAAUUUAUUUGUAGAAGAGAAGCAAAAAAAAAAAAAAAAAUCUUUAUUUACACAAACCCCUCCUGUGGGAAUGUUGUCUGUCAGUGGGACAAACUGGAGCCCCAUAGCUCAGAGCUCCACCCCAGGGACACCCACACUCUGGGCUUUUACCAGUACUGAGGGCACCCUGGAUACCACAGGGCUCCACCCUCUUUGACCUUCUGGAUUUAACCUCCUCUUGGCCAGUAGCUGUCUUAAGGUGGUGGGUGGGGUAGCAAGAGGGCAGCUUUGGAAGCUGGCAAUUAC